Messenger RNA from Microthlaspi erraticum, 1026 nucleotides. NCBI's taxonomy places the organism in Eukaryota, Viridiplantae, Streptophyta, Magnoliopsida, Brassicales, Brassicaceae. The record is from the annotation of a GenBank genome assembly.
AUGGAAAAACUGAAGCAAAAGAAGAAGAAGAAGGUCUCGGAGUCAUACCAAAUCCCAUCUGAUCUCCUUUUAGAUAUAUUCUCUCGAGUCCCGGGAAAGUCAGUAGGUAGGUUUCGUUGCUUAUCGAAAUUCUGGAGAUCAAAACUUGGCCUUCGUUAUUUCACUAAGCUGUUCCGCACCAAUUCUUUAGCUUGUCCACGGCUCUUGUUCUCCAUCAGAGUUGAUGAAAAUUUAUUAUUCUUCUCUUCACCCCAACCUCAAAAUCCAGUUGACAACUCUUCUCUUGUAGCAACCCGUUACCGGAUGAAAUUUCGCAAAAAUCUUCCAUAUCGAGUGUCUCCACCGCUCAGUGGAUCAGUCUUUCUUCAUAGAAGGGGAAGAAAGGAGCGGGUGAUCUGUAACCCCAUCACGGGAGAGUCCAUAACCUUACCCAAAAAGAAGGAUUACUAUGGAAGAGGAGCCAAUACUCAUUGGGUUUUGACAUUGGGGACUCGAAAACUUAAAUGGAGGAAAACGGUGAAAUGCAAACAACAUGAGGCUAGAUAUGGUGGAAUAGGCAUAAACGGUGUUUUGUAUUACAGAGCUUACUAUGUUCAAUCUUCUAUGAUAGUUUGUUUUGACUUUAGCUCCGAGAAGUUCAGAUUUGUUAAGUUGCAUGAAGAAAUGUCAGAUGGGACUCUGAUCAACUACAAAGGUAACUUAGGGUUAUUAGUAAAACAUGAGCGUGAAGUUGUGUUGUGGGUUCUUGAAAAAGAUGGUGGGAAACAUAAAUGGUCCCAAAGUAUAAGCGUAAGCAUAAACGACGAGAUCGGGAUCCAUUUUAUCAUUGUUGGAAUGACCGGUGCAGGUGAAAUUGUGUUUGUGCCGUACCAUAGAGAAGACCCUUUCUACCUUGUCUACUACAAUAUCGAGAGGAACACUUUUGCGAGAGUCAAUGGUCAUAUUCAGGGAUCUGAAGAGUUUAAGAAUCGUAAAAUUCUCGUUACCACCUUUCUAGACUAUGCUGAGAAUAUGAAGCUUUUGUAA